CAAAUUGAGGCUUUUGUCAGCGUUUUGUGCACUCCGCCACAGGCAGCCAUCCACAACAGACCCCCUCGUUCACUGGAAGUAAGGAAAGCAACAGAGAAACAGCCAACAUGCCAGUUAAUCUGACGGGAUACUGGAAAAUGAUUUCCAACGAUAAUUUCGAGGAGUACCUGAAGGCGCUCGAUGUAAAUAUUGCUAUCAGGAAAAUUGCCACCUUACUGAAACCAGACAAGGACAUUGUUCACGAUGGGGACCACAUAAUCAUCAAGACCCUCAGUACCUUCAAAAACUACAAUAUGGAUUUCUAUGCGGGCAAAGAGUUUGAGGAGGAUCUGAGUGGAGUGGAUGACAGGAAAUGCAUGACCACCAUCACCUGGGAGGGAGACAAGCUGGUGUGUGUUCAGAAGGGAGAAAUUGAGGGAAGAGGUUGGACCCACUGGGUGGAGGGAGAUGAGCUUCAUCUGGAGCUGAGAGCUGCAGGAGUUGUUAGCAAGCAGGUGUUCAAGAAGACCUAAGCUGGCUCUUAUUAAGCAAAGACGGUGCUUCCAGCUGUAGACACUGGUUCAGAGAGACACAGCAGACACAACUCACAUCAUACCAUCCAACAUCCCAUCUGUACCCUUCUAUGUCCUUGAUGAACAUUAUUUUCACCAAACACAAAAUUUUAUAUUCCACCUUAACUGCUUAUGAUGCAGACUGAGCAGGUUGACGUGUAACUUUAUUAGAUGCAGUGCUGUAUUUUUGUCUCAGGGCGGGUGAUGUGAUUAGAAAGUUUAAAUGAGCUGCUAGCUGCGGCUGAUCUGAUGGAUGAGCCAGAAUGCACUGAAACGAUCCAUUCUGAUGUUUAUGGAUGAAGUGAAAAGAACAGCAACAUACAGCAAUUUAGUUAUUUGACGAUUGUUGUGGAUGGAAAGUGAUGAGAUCUGAGUUGGGCUGAAUGGCUGUGAACUUCUUUGUCACUGAUGUUCAGUCUCUAGAAUGAAUAUCAAAUUUAGAUGUUUGUACAUAUCCCUCCUAAAUCCUUUGAGACUGUGUAAGAUGGAUCAAUCAAUAAAUGAAGCAAGCAAAUAAAGCAACA
Melanotaenia boesemani (Boeseman's rainbowfish) is the source of this 1075-nucleotide messenger RNA. It is a transcript of the gene rbp1.1, whose product is annotated as retinol binding protein 1, cellular, tandem duplicate 1. Gene Ontology annotation, cellular component: nucleus; cytosol. Gene Ontology annotation, molecular function: fatty acid binding. The record is from RefSeq and is a predicted model, not a curated record. Gene Ontology annotation, biological process: fatty acid transport. Lineage: Eukaryota; Metazoa; Chordata; Actinopteri; Atheriniformes; Melanotaeniidae. The coding region runs from base 108 to 512 and encodes 134 amino acids. The transcript is spliced from 4 exons.